This is a messenger RNA of Folsomia candida, 1545 nucleotides long. RefSeq names its product protein ABHD11. NCBI's taxonomy places the organism in Eukaryota, Metazoa, Arthropoda, Collembola, Entomobryomorpha, Isotomidae. Bases 539 to 1477 code for a protein of 312 amino acids. The transcript has 5 exons. Gene Ontology annotation, cellular component: mitochondrion. The record is from RefSeq and is a predicted model, not a curated record.
AUUUAGGAUUCGUGUCCCUUUUCAUGCACCUACGUGGUCUUUUGAUCAUUAUCAACGUUCAACGUUGGAUCGUUAGUUUCGAAUUUUGCACACAUGAAUGUUUGACAAAGUUGGAUGAGCAAAAUCGGUCAAGUAGUUGACCUUUGGGGGUCGUAUAGGUUAGAGGGAUGUUCUGCAAAUUAGUCCUAUUAUAAGGAUUUCACCCUUUAAAUACAAUUCGUUGGAUAGACUUUGUAUGACAAUUUAAAUAGUAGAACAAAUUUUGAUUUUACAAAUAUUUGCAUAUGUGAUGUGCCAGAAGUGAAGCUAUAAAAUUAGUUCAGUAUUAUGUACACCCAGUGUGCACAUUUUUUGAAAUACCGAUAUUAUUGCAGUAUCAUUUUCUCGUAACAACAUUUUUUGUGGACAAAUUGAGACGAAUCUUUAUUGCACGAAACAUGCAGCUUCAGCUCAGACAUGUGAUGUUUAACAUGUGUUUAACCAGUGAACCAGCUCAGCUGAAAAUAUUUUCAGAAAACUUUAAAUUUAAUAAACGAUCAUGAUAUUACCACGAAAUUACUUAUUCCACGGUUUGAGGUGUUCAAAAUGUGUCAACUUUCUUCAAUCCUCAAGGAAUCUUCGUCUUGCUGCAGCAUUACAAAACUUUGUGAACUUAUCGCACACUGUGUACAAUCCUGACCAAAAAGUGCCAUCACCGCCAUCGCUAUCGCCCCCACUUUUGAUAACGCAUGGUCUUCUCGGAUCGAAAACUAAUUGGAACUCGAUUGCCAAGGCGGUCACGAGGGCUACGAAUCGUCAGGUCGUUGUCUUCGACGCUCGGAAUCACGGCGACAGUCCGCACGUACCUCAGCAUGGGUACGAUGUUAUGGCGGAGGACGUCCUUCACCUCGUGCAAAAUACCCUAAAAGUCGAAAAAUUCACCUUGAUGGGUCAUUCCAUGGGAGGUCGGACCGCAAUGGCGUUGGCGUUACGGUAUCCAACCCUUUUAGAAAAACUUGUCGUCGUAGAUGUGUCACCAGUUUCGCUGCAGUCCCAAUUUCACUCGGAAAUGCAAGAUUACAUCAGAAUAAUGAUGAGCAUUGACUUUACCGGUGUCAGCAAGUUAUCUGAAGCUAGGAAAAUUGGUAAUGCCGCUUUAACAGAGUUAGUUCCGCAAGCAUCAAUUAGAGCCUUCCUCCUCACAAACCUAUACGAAUCUAACAAUCAAAUCGCGUGGAAACCUAAUCUCCCCAUUUUGCAUGAAGCUGUCGGUAGUGUCGGACUAUUUCCUGAAGACUUGAUGUCGAAACGGUUCGAAUCUCCGAGUUUGUUUAUUCGAGGAGCAAAAUCAAGCUAUAUUCCGGACACGGAUAUUCCCGAGAUCAAAAAAUUGUUCCCUGCCGCAAAAUUCGAUACCAUUCAAGGCUCUGGUCACUGGCCACAUGCUGAUAAUGUGAAAGCAUUUUUAGAUUCGUUACUACAAUUUUUAAAGUUGUGAUUAUCUAGUCGAUUUUUAGUCAAUUUAUUAUUUUUCUGCCAGAAAAAUAAAAGUUUAUUUUACUUAUA